Lodderomyces beijingensis is the source of this 1632-nucleotide messenger RNA. The record is from the annotation of a GenBank genome assembly. NCBI's taxonomy places the organism in Eukaryota, Fungi, Ascomycota, Pichiomycetes, Serinales, Debaryomycetaceae.
AUGCAGUUCUGGAAAUACUCAACAAGCGCAUUGGCUACUCUUUUAGCCGUUGUGUCGAUUACGCAAGCUGGUGGACCCGCUGACGGUGAGGCUGCUGCAGAUCCAAACAGUGCUGUUGUCAAAUUGACCUCGGAGAACUUUGCCAGCUUUCUUGAGGAAAACCCGUUGGUUUUGACGGAGUUUUUUGCGCCAUGGUGUGGCUACUGCAAGAUUUUGGGCCCGGAGUUUUCAAAAGCUGCCGACGCGUUGAAUGAGAGCUACCCAAAGAUCAAGUUGGCCCAGGUUGACUGCACCACGGAGGAGGCGUUGUGCAUGGAGCACGAAAUUCGAGGCUACCCCACUUUGAAGAUUAUUAGAGACGGUGACUCAAAAAAGGCUGAAGACUACCAGGGACCUAGAGAACACGAAGGCAUCGUUGACCACAUGAUUAAGCAAUCGUUGCCUGCCGUUCAAGUGCCCGAGUCCUGGGACGAUUUGGAAAAAUUGGUUGAAGAGCAAACCAAACCUUUUGUUUUGCAAGUCAAUUCUGCCGCAGAUGACAUUUUCAACAAGGUUGCCAACUUGAAGAGAAAGAAUUUUGCCUUUAUUGACGUGGACAAGGAGUAUUUGAAGCAAUUGGGUGAAAAAUUGGGCAAGGAUUUGCAAAAGGCUGAAUAUUUGGUUGUCCAUCCUAAACAGCUUGCCGAUGCCGCCGUUUAUGAAGGCAAGGCCGAGUUGGAGAAGUUGUCCGAGUGGAUUGAUGUGGAAACUGUGCCCUACUUUGGCGACAUUGACAGAGACACUUAUAUGUCAUAUAUGUCCUCGCCAUUGCCAAUUGCCUACUACUUUUACAAGACCCCUGAAGAAAGAGAAGCUGUUUCCGAAAGCUUGAGCAAGUUGGGCAAGAAGUAUAGAGGCAAGUUGAAUGUGGUGGGUUUGGAUGCAAACUUGUUUGGAAGACACGCUGAGGCCAUCAACAUGAACCCCGACAUUUUGCCCUUGUUUGCGAUUCAGCACAUUGAAGAGAACAAGAAGUAUGGAGUUAAUCAAACCGAGCACCCCGAAGGUCCAUCAGUGGAGGUUAUCGAGCAGUUUGUUGAUGACUUUUUUAACGGCAAGUUGACCCCAAUAAUCAAGUCUGAACCAGUGCCAACUGCUGAAGAGAUUGCUGCUAACCCCGUGGUCAAGUUGGUGGCUCACAACUACAAUGACAUUAUGAACAAGACUGGCAAGGACAUUUUUGUUAAAUACUAUGCUCCAUGGUGUGGACACUGCAAGAAGUUGGCUCCAACUUGGGAAGAAUUGGCUGAAAUCUACGGUUCCAAUACAGAUGAUGCCGAAGUUAUAAUUGCCGACAUUGACCACACCGCCAAUGACGUUGACGUUCCUUACGAGAUCCAAGGCUACCCAACAUUGUUGAUCUUCCCAGCCAACGGUGAAGUUGACGAAAAGACUGGUAUUAGGAAACCAAUUGUGUUUGAAGGCCAAAGAGAAUUACAAGCGUUGCUUGAUUUCGUCAAGGAGAAAGGUGCAUUGAAGGUUGACGGUUCUGAAUUACAAGCGAAAUUGAAGAAGGAAGCUGGAGAAAAAGUGGAAGACGUCAAGGAAGAUGCUGAAAACUUAAAGGAGGAAGUUGAACACGAUGAGUUGUAG